GCUUAACUGUCUUCUGAGAAGGGGGUCAUUGAAGAGCCGGUGCCUCUCUCAGUCACUACAUCUGUGCAAUGGAAGGGACUGUGGUGGUGCUCAUAGUGUUGGCUGCCGGGAUUCCUGUCCUACAUGCAGCAGAUCAUGCUUUGGACGCUGCAUGGGAGGACUGGAAGAGUCUGCAUGGGAAAACCUACACUGAGGACUCAGAGGGCCACAGGAGAAUGAUCUGGGAGGAGAACCAUCGCUUCAUCCAGCAGCACAACUUGGAGGAGGCACAGGGGAAACACAGCUACAAGCUGGGGAUGAACCAUUUCGGUGAUCUGACUCAGAAGGAGUUCCAAAAGAUGAUGCUGGAUUUUAACUUGGCCUCUAUGGCAGACACUUCACUCCCUGUGUGGAACGGCAGUGUGCUGCAAGCCCCAACUGAGGUGGACUGGAGUAAAAAAGGGUAUGUGACUCCUGUGAAGAACCAGGGCCGGUGCGGCUCCUGCUGGGCCUUCUCUAGUACUGGUGCCCUUGAGGGUCAGGUGUUCAAGAAGACAGGCAAGCUCAUAUCUCUCAGCGAGCAACACCUGGUGGACUGCAGCAGACGGUAUGGAAACUACGGCUGCAACGGAGGUCUGAUGGAUCGGGCUUUCCGAUACAUCAAGGACAAUGGUGGGAUCGCCUCUGAAAAAAGCUACCCUUACAUAGCUCGGGAGAAGCCUUGCAGAUACAAGAGGAGUCAAAAAGCUGCCACUUGCAGAGGGUAUACCAUGUUGCCCCGUGGGAGUGAGAGAUACCUAAGAGAUGCUCUGGCUGCCAUCGGUCCAGUCUCUGUUGCUCUAAAUGCUGGUCGUAGAUCCUUCCAGUUCUACAAAUCUGGAGUUUAUUAUGAUCCACGAUGCUCUAAACAGAUAAACCAUGCUGUGCUCGCAGUGGGAUAUGGUGUAUCUUGGUAUGAAUUGGAAAACAAUGUCAGCUCACGCCGUCCUACUCGGUUCUGGAUCUUGAAGAACAGCUGGGGAACUCGUUGGGGAAACCAGGGCUACAUGCGAUUGGCUAGAGACAAAAGAAACCAUUGCGGAAUUGCUAUAUAUUCAGUCUUUCCGAAGGUGUAAGAGGUCUGCACACCAGUGAGAAGUAAAUGAAUCCACAGACAAAGCAAGGCAAAAAUGAGAUCAGGGACAUUGAAAUUGUUUUUACAAUGAGCAUUUUCAGAGAUUUAUAUCAUUCUCUCCUCAUACACACUGUUUUGAAAAAUUCCAGCUAUAUCAUAAAAAAUCACUAUUUGACAAAUUUGAAAAAAUUGAUACUGUAUAACGUGGAUAUUUUAGUCCUACUGUAAAAUCAGGACAUACUGUCUCACUGUAAUGUUUUUGGUUGAUUCUCACAGCUUGCAUGCGCAGUAAUGAUACCAGAUAUCAUUAUAUCUU
This is a messenger RNA of Megalops cyprinoides (Indo-Pacific tarpon), 1409 nucleotides long. Its product is annotated as cathepsin L1-like. Gene Ontology annotation, biological process: immune response. Lineage: Eukaryota; Metazoa; Chordata; Actinopteri; Elopiformes; Megalopidae. Gene Ontology annotation, molecular function: cysteine-type endopeptidase activity. The record is from RefSeq and is a predicted model, not a curated record. The coding region runs from base 69 to 1094 and encodes 341 amino acids. The transcript has 8 exons. Gene Ontology annotation, cellular component: lysosome.